UUUUUUUACUGCCAUUGAUUUGAACAAAUCUGCCGUGUGGCCCCCACAGUACUCGAGAACAGUAGAGUAGAAAAACGAGUUUUAUUUUCGUGAACACAAGGAAGAAACUUGUACCGCAAGCAAUUGAAUAGACCGCAAUUAGUGGAAUAAUCGAUAUCAAAAGGUUUCAUUGAAAGUGUCUGAUUUGGUGGAAGAAGAGUGAGCUUAUGAACAGAAACAUUUAGCGCAAGAAGAAUCGUGCUCGACUACAGUGAAUUGUUAAUUGAAGAUUUCAUCCUCGAUUGUGAUUUUGUUUGGCUGAAAUAACCUGGAAUCAAAAUGAUUAAUCACAGUAUGGCCAGCUUGACACAUCCUCAUUAUGGAUUCUCGCUUGGAGGGCAGAUGGAUAUGCCGCCGGCAGGAGAUUACGCACCGCAACCGAACCACAGUCCGGGAAGUGUGGACGUAAAACCUCGUCUUAGCUUUCCGCCAACGUCGUUGGCCGGUUUCCAAACUCACACGCCAACCCAGCAUGGUUCACAGCAGACUUCUCCGGGACAGGAAGGACACAUCAAGCGACCGAUGAAUGCUUUCAUGGUAUGGUCCCGUCUUCAGCGCCGUCAGAUCGCCAAAGAUAACCCGAAGAUGCACAAUUCGGAAAUCUCGAAACGUCUUGGAUCGGAGUGGAAACUGCUGACCGAAGCGCAGAAACGUCCCUUCAUCGACGAGGCAAAACGACUCCGCGCCAGCCACAUGAAGGAACACCCCGACUACAAGUACCGCCCACGUCGCAAACCGAAGAAUCCUCUAGCCAGCGCAGCAAACGGACUCCCGCUCGGCAUGCAGCAACCCGGCAAGGCUACUCUCGGUUCGUCCUAUCCAUUCCCGCAGCUUCCGCCAUACUUUGCCCCCACGCACCACCUCCAGCAGCUAGAACAGCACUAUCCGGUUCCAUACUUCGGUGGAUUUGACCCGUUGACCCUAUCCAAACUACACCAAUCGCAGCAGAGCAUGCAGAGUACCUCACCGACCGGGCUGGAAGCGCAAAAAACUCAACAGAUGCCUCCGACGUCGCUCAGCUCGUUCUACUCCAACAUCUACAGUGGAAUCUCGGCAGCAGCCGCUGCAGCACCCCUCUAUGCCGCCCACUCCAACAGCCUCUACAACCAGUCCGUGUCGUCCGCAUCGCCCGGUUCCAGUCCCAGUGCAUCGCAGCAGUCCAGCGUACUGCCCGAUAUCGAAAACUCGAUGCGACGGCCCGUGCAGGUCAUCUACUAGGCACUAGGAUCCGCAGUGAUCAUCAUCUAUCUCAACCAACAGCAGUAGCAGUAUUUUCAGGACUCUGCAAACGAGUCCGUAAUCUGACUCCAGCAGCGUGUACAUAUUAGUGGUUAUGUAAGGAGAAAUUGGAUGACGAAGGUUUAGCCGCGCGGCGUUGACGUGCGCCAUGUGCCUCGCCAAGUGGAUAUGGAAAACAGCGAAGUCCGUAGGCUCGUCAGGAGAGCGGUGUUAUAAGUUUUAAUUUAUUCAUGUGAAAUUUUCGGAUAAGUAAACCGACAAAAAAGGAACGAUACCCCUCACACACACACAGAGUAUAGUAGGAUUUUUUUUUAUUAUUUUUUUAAACAAAAACCAUUGUGUAAACUGUAUGUUCACUUACUGUGUAUGUAAAUAGCGAGAGAUUUAUCCCGUUCCCGGGGUGGAAAACGAAAUUUUUCGUUUCUGUACUGAGAGGAAAGUUAGAAGAAAUAGGCUAAUCAUAUUAGGUACCGUAUAGCUUUCUAUGUUAGUUCUGAUUUUUUGUUUGUUUCAAUGAUAAGAUAUGUAAUUGGUUCGAAAGAAAGAAAGCACAAAAAAAAAACAUUCCAACAGUGAAAUUGAGAUUAUUUCCCAUCUAGUGACGGAUCCCAAAUCAGAAAGCUUUUUUUUUAUUAAUUUGCCGAUUCUCAACAGGAUGAAAAUCACGAAGGGAUACAAGCUUUAUACUCCUAUUACCGUGCGUAAUAUUAUGACGAUAUCAUUCUAGGCGGAUCGGACUCGGAUCGGCAGCAUCUGUGCGAUCACACCGAAACUGUAUCAAACUAAUAUUGUUUGUUAUUAUUAUUAUUAAAACUAAGACUGCCGCAGGGCUAAAAUAAUUGUAUGAAAAA
Sabethes cyaneus is the source of this 2129-nucleotide messenger RNA. Its product is annotated as SOX domain-containing protein dichaete. Bases 319 to 1257 code for a protein of 312 amino acids. The transcript has a single exon. Lineage: Eukaryota; Metazoa; Arthropoda; Insecta; Diptera; Culicidae. Gene Ontology annotation, biological process: cell differentiation; regulation of DNA-templated transcription; anatomical structure morphogenesis. The record is from RefSeq and is a predicted model, not a curated record. Gene Ontology annotation, molecular function: RNA polymerase II cis-regulatory region sequence-specific DNA binding; DNA-binding transcription factor activity, RNA polymerase II-specific.